AUGGCUUCUUACGCUCAUAACUGCAAUGUUAACUCUGCUUUUCAAACCUCGAGCAGUCCUGCAACGCCUACCAGAGGCAUUGGCAGGUUCGGAACCCCUAAAACCGUUUUCUUGCCUGCAUCAUACUCUCCUGCCAAGCCUGCUGCUUGCACCAGCGACGCUGAGUUUUGCUGCAGCAGUGUGCUUCUGAAGAGCGUGAGGCCGCUGCUGGAGACACUGGCGAAGCACAUGCAUGCGUCGUCCUCGCAAGGUCUCGCUGACGCCCUGCGUAAGCCUAUCAAAUCGUACGUAGCUGACGCACCUGAUGUGAAGCGGCCUGGAAUCGGCCGCUUCGGAGGCAAGCCUGCUGCUCCCGUUGCACCUGUGGUCGUCAACGCUGCUCCCGUCACACCGUCUGCUGUGGUUGCGCCUGUGGUGGUGCCUGAGGUAGCGCCUGUGGCUCCAGUGGCUUCAACCGCACCACAGGUGGCUGAAGCGUCUGUACCAACAGAAGCAAUAUCCGAGGAGGCGAAUGGACGUGCUGCUGAUCCGAGUGAAAAAACGAGGUGGUCGAAGCUGCGUCAGGAGGUUCAAGCGAUGGAUGUUGCAUUGACACGUGCUGCUUUCCUGAGGUGGGACAAGCAGAGCAAGGAGACAUCGUGCGCGAAGGGCAAGAAUGGGUGCAGCAGCAAGGUGGUGAGCAUGGGUGUGAAGGGUGGUAAGGUUAACAACACGCUUGCAAGCUCUGCCCUAUGUGCAGCAGCAUCUGUAGUUGCGGGAUCACGUGGUGCUACAUCAUCAGUGAGAGCAGCUAACAAUGCCAGAAGCAGACAAGCGGGUGGGGUGAAGAGGAGAGAGGAGGGUGGGUGUGGGGAGGGAGCAGCAGGGAGGGCAGCAGGUGGAAGGCAGGGUGGUGUGAAGGCAGAAGGUGGCAGAGCAGUGGCAAGUGGCGUGUGUGGCAGGGAGGGGGUGAAGCAGCAAGCGGGGAGGAGAGAGGGUUUGGUGCAUGAGAGGCAGCCAAGGCCUGUCUACAGCAGCAGCAGCAGGGCGCACAGAAGGAGCUCCUGA
Molecule: messenger RNA, 1047 nt
Organism: Closterium sp. Naga37s-1
Lineage: Eukaryota; Viridiplantae; Streptophyta; Zygnematophyceae; Desmidiales; Closteriaceae
Source: the annotation of a GenBank genome assembly